Molecule: messenger RNA, 4919 nt
Organism: Ahaetulla prasina
Lineage: Eukaryota; Metazoa; Chordata; Lepidosauria; Squamata; Colubridae
Gene: YTHDC1
Product: YTH N6-methyladenosine RNA binding protein C1
Exons: 16
Coding region: 241-2088 (615 amino acids)
Biological process (GO): mRNA splicing, via spliceosome; regulation of alternative mRNA splicing, via spliceosome
Cellular component (GO): nucleoplasm
Molecular function (GO): mRNA binding; N6-methyladenosine-containing RNA reader activity
Source: RefSeq, a predicted model, not a curated record
GGAAAUCAGCACCAAGGAGAGGAAGGAAGAGGAGGAGGAAGAAGCGGGUUCUGAAGGGAGCCUCCAUUUUGGCUGGGUAGCCCCCGAGAAUAUAUAAAUAUAUAUAUAUAUUUUCUCGCUGGAUCGUUGUUGGAUCUUGUCUGCCACUCGCUUCCUCGUCCCUCGUCACCAAGCGGGGUUGCCUCUCUCUGCGUGGCAAUCGCUGUGCUUAUUCUAUCCGGGAGCGGCUGCGGGAAAAGGAUGGCGGCCGAGAGUCGGGAAGAAAAAGAUGGUGAAUUGAAUGUUCUUGAUGAUAUCUUGACUGAUGCACCAGAUCAUGAUGAUGAAUUGUAUAACCCUGAUAGUGAACAAGAUAAAAAUGAAAAAAAAGGAUCCAAAAGGAAAAGUGAGCGGACUGAAGUAGCUGAAAUUAAAAAACAAAAACCAUCUGUACAUUCCUCAAGGCAGAUCUUACCCAAACCUCCAAGCUCUUCUGUUAGCAACAACAAAAGAAUUGUCAGCACAAAAGGAAAGCCAGCAUUAGAAUACAAGAGUGAGGAUUAUCGAAGGUCUGACAGAAGUAAACGCCCAGAAAGUGAUAGAAAGAUACGUACGUCAAGUAGCACCUCCAGAGAUCCGUAUAAGGGACAGCCUGAAAAGGCAUGUAUGAGGAAAAGGGAAGUUGACAGAAGAGCUAAGUCCUCUACUCCAGAUGCAUCUGCAAGACUAAGGCAUGAUAUGGAAAGACGGCCAAGCAGGUCAAGCCAUUCUUCAAAAGAAGAAGUAAAUUCUGAGGAAUAUGGUUCAGAUCAUGAAACGGGUAGUAGUGGUUCCUCUGAUGCAGGAAAUACUGAAAAUGAAGAAGAGGAGGAGGAAGAGGAAGGAAUGGAGGAAGAAGAGGAAGAGGAAGAAGAAGAGGAGGAAGAAGAGGAAGAUGAUGAUGGAGAAGAAGAAGAGGAAGUAGAAGAAGAUGGAGAUGACGAGGAAGAAGAGUAUGAUCAAGAUGAAAGAGAUCAGAAGGAGGGAAAUGAUUAUGAUACGCGAAGUGAAGCUAGUGACUCUGAUUCUGAAUCUGCCUCUUUUACUGAUGCGUCAGUCAGAACUGGUUCAGGCUCAGAUAUAUCAGAUGAGAAAAAGAAGGCCAGGAAAAGAGCUAGAGGCAUCUCUCCAAUUGUUUUUGAUAGAAGUGGAAGCUCUGCAUCAGAGUCAUAUGCAGGUUCAGAAAAGAAGCAUGAGAAAUUAUCAUCUUCCGUUCGUGCUGUCCAAAAAGACCAAACUAGCAAACUUAAAUAUAUUCUCCAAGAUGCACGAUUUUUUCUUAUAAAAAGUAACAACCAUGAAAAUGUCUCUCUUGCCAAAGCUAAGGGUGUUUGGUCAACCCUUCCAGUCAAUGAGAAAAAGCUCAAUGCUGCCUUCAGAUCAGCAAGAAGUGUGAUCUUGAUAUUUUCUGUAAGAGAGAGUGGAAAAUUCCAAGGAUUUGCAAGGCUUGCUUCUGAAUCUCACCAUGGAGGGUCUCCCAUACAUUGGGUACUACCUGCAGGAAUGAAUGCAAAAAUGCUGGGAGGAGUAUUUAAGAUAGAUUGGAUAUGCAGGCGUGAAUUGCCAUUCACAAAAUCUGCUCACCUGACGAAUCCUUGGAAUGAACAUAAGCCAGUAAAGAUUGGACGUGAUGGACAGGAAAUUGAGCUUGAAUGUGGAACCCAACUUUGUCUCCUAUUCCCUCCUGAUGAAAGUAUUGACUUGUAUCAAGUCAUUCAUAAAAUGCGUCAUAAGAGAAGAAUGCAUUCUCAGCCCCGGUCAAGAGGACGUCCAUCCCGUCGAGAGCCACUCCGAGAUGUGGGAAGGCGUCGACCAGAGGAUUAUGAUAUUCAUAACAGCAGAAAGAAACCAAGGAUUGAUUAUCCCUCUGAGUUUCACCAAAGACCAGGGUAUUUAAAAGACCCCAGAUACCAAGAUAUAGACAGACGAUUUUCAGGAGUUCGGAGAGAUGUCUUCUUAAAUGGGUCUUACAAUGAUUAUGUGAGAGAAUUUCAUAACAUGGGACCACCACCACCUUGGCAAGGAAUGAUUGUUCGUGAAGCUGCUGAAGAGUACAAGACAGAACCUUGAACUUUGACAGAACCACACUACAUAUUUCUUUCUAUGUAGCUGUACCUCUAUCGACGGCUACAUUCUGAAUGUGAUUGGUCAGCCAACUGUGAAUCUGGUGAUAGUACUGUCUAUCCUACAUUGAGGAUAGACUGUCAUCUACUUUGCCAAGUGCCUUCCUGAAAUCCAAGUAUACUACCUGUGUUUCCCUGAAAAUAAGACUGGGUCUUAUAUUAAUGUUUGCUCCAAGGUGCAUUAGGUCUUAUUUUCUGAUUAGGUCUUAUUUUUGAAAAAUAUGGUACUAAGUGCAUCCAUCUGGCUGACAAUGUUAACUGGGGAUUAUUUUGGGGGUAGAGCUUAAAUUAUGAGCACACUAAAAUCAUGCUAGGGCUUAUUUUCCUAUUGGGUCUUAUUUUCAGGGAAACUGGGUAUAUCAAUAGCAUUUUCCUGAUCCACUAAUUUAAUCACUUUAUCAAAGAAGACUAAGGUUUGUUUGGCACCAUCUGUUUUAACAAACCCAAGCUGCAUUUAUUAAUCGUCUUAUUCAUUUCUAGGUGCUCCCAGAUCUGCUGCUUGGUUAUCUUUUCUAAGUUUUUCCUGGGAUUGAUAUCAAACUGAUUGGUUUGUGAUUUUCUGGUUCCAAUUUUUUCCUUUUUUCCCUUUUUUGAGAAUUGGAACCACAUCAGCUAAAGAAGCUUCUUGAAUGAGAAGUGAAAUGUUUUCAAGGAAAAAAUUCCAAGAAAGACCAUUUGCCUUUUGAAAAACAUUUUCAGGACACCCAGGACCUAGAUGAUUGAGAAUCUCCAUUGGCUCUUUUUCCAAUCCUCCUCUUUUCCAGUGCUCUCUCUAUUCCAGGAGCUCAAUAAAAUUUUAUUCAGUGGUUCUGAGAUCAACCUGUUGGUUUCUUCAGAAUCCUGGGAUGUAAUACUUUUGGUCCUGCGAUUUGAACUCAUCUAAAGUGGAAAGGUGUUUUCUUAACAUUUCCCCCCUAUUUUGUCCUUUCCUGUUCUGUGUCCCACCAUGCUAUUUUUGAUAGAUUGGACUAUUUUUUUUCCUUUUGCAUGUGGUCAAAUGCAAAGAGGAAUUAAGCAGUUCCAUUUUUCCUUGACGCUCGUCACUAUGUUGCCAUCUUUUUUAAUAGACCUAUCAUUUGCUUGACUUUUUUCUUGUUCUUUACAUGUUGAAAAAACUUUAAAAUUAUUUUUGGCAUUUGUUGCAAAUCUUAGUUCAUUCUGAUCCUUAAUUAUCUGAUUCUAUCCUUGCAGGUGCAGGCUAUUGGUCAGUAUUUUGUUUUAGUUAUGUGUAUCUCUGUCCAUUCCAAGUCUUAAUUCAUUCUGAGCAUUAGCUUUCCUGUCUCCAUGCUUGCAGAUUCAGAGAACCAUUCUGGGCACUAUCCAAUUGGAGCCCUAUUGACCUGAAAUAACUUAUGGAAUGUUUUGAAGUAGCUUAAGUUUUACUGUUUUAUUAAACUUACCCACAAAAAGUCUAUUUUGCAAAUCUACUUUUGCACAGUUUUGCUGAGCAAAUUCAUAGGAAACCUGGCAGAUCCAGUCUCGUAAUGAUCAACCAAUAUUUAUUUAUUAUGCAAAGAAAUUAAUUUGCCAACAGUUUCUGUCCUUUAAAAAACUGAACUCCAGCUAACCUAUUAAUGUACAAUAUAAUUUGGUACAUAAGGGAUUCUCCAGAAACAAAUUAUGGAUAGUAUCAACUAAAGAAAGUUAAUCAUUAUUUCUCAGAGAUAAUGUAAGAUGGGGGUGGAUUUUCUAAACAAAAUCCAGGUAGAGGAAUAUACUUUGAAUUAUCCUAAAACAAAAGUUGUUUUUAAGUGACCAAAUUGGUCAUUUUUGAGCAGUCAAUUUCUCCCUUUUAAAACAGUGAGAUACCUACAUCGAAUAACUGUUCCAAAAUUUGAAGGGCGUUAAAAACUUGGCAUGCAACAAUGCACUUUUCACAGCAGUUUUGGAGGGCUGAUACAAAAAAAUACCAUUUGAACUAAGAUUGUUCCCCAAUAGACAAGGAAACCAUAACUCCUGGCCUGCUACUCUGCAUCUUCUGCAAGGACUCACAGUCUCAAUUUACAACCUCAACUAAUAAAACACCCGAGAAAUACUGAUCCCUUUUAUAUGUAACUACUAUUAUUAGAUCAGCACAAAGUAGUUUUUCUAAAUGUGGCCAAAUUUUGUUAUACUAUAUGCAAAAUUAGCAGAUUCUAGCUGCCCACUGAUAAUCUAUCACUAGUUGUAAUAUUUUGUCUGCCUUUUAUUUUUAUUAGUAUUGUUUUUAAUGCUUUUAUUUGUAAUGUUGGUCUGUGACUAAUAAAAAUUCAUUGAUUGGAAUGUCCAAAUCGGUCUGAAAUAAAAUUUGUAGUUGAUGCACAGUCCUGGUGCAGUAAUAAUGAUUAGAGUGGUUUCAGUUGAAAUUUUUAUUGAAUGAUUGAUCUUUCUUAUUUAUCGAAUCCUAUUCUAUCUUGUUACAAAAAAAAAUCUUUUAAGAGUAUCUUUUAUUAGCAAGAGCUGUAAAAUCAUGCUCUAAAUAACUUCAGCUUUCCUGGGGUCAGUUGUGAAAAUGUACUUGUUGCAGAAACAUUUAAUUCCAUGAGAAUUCAAAUACAUCCUAGAUAUAUAUUGCAGUACUGCUCAAAUGUUGAAUUAUAUUUUCUUGUUGAUGCUGCUAUGUUCUGGGGUAGCGGAUUACUGGAGUAACGAGGAAUUUUUUUUUAGCCUCCUUACCCAGGUAUAGAACAGCCUCCCCAUCACCCAUAUUACCAGCACCAUGCUCCUCCUCCGCAGGCUCACCCUCCUUACUCAGGACACCAUCCCAUGCCACAUGAUGCACGGUACAGGGAUAAGCGA